AUGACUGAUUAUGUUAAACAAUUGCGUCAAGUAAAAUUACCAGAAACGGAUAAAAUUGGUUCCUUUUGUAGUAAAGAAAUGUUUCUUGGUGGAUCUAUUGAAGAUGGUCCUACACUAGGACCAUUUCUUACUUUUAAAGAAUAUUUAAUUGAACAUUUACGAUGGGCUAUACAACGAAUUCAAACGGAUGAACAAUUAUUUCAGAUCGGAGAACAUUUAAUAUUAUCAUUACAAAAAAUAAUUGAUUGUGCUCAAACAGAUUCGAACUUGUCAAAUCCAGACAUCAAAUUUCAUAUGACUCAUACAGACUUAAAUUCAUCAAAUAUCUUAGUUGAUGAAAAUACUGGAAAAAUUUUAGCAAUACUUGAUUGGGAAAGAUGUGCAAUGACAUUUAAUAAUAAUGAUAUUAAAUUCAUUUCACACUGGUUUGAAGAUAAUCAACGAAAAAAACAAUUUCAAUCACUCAUUCAACAAGAACAAAAUUAUCUUGACUUACUCAACGAUGCAUGUAAUACGAGCAAAAUAAAAUCAUAUUUAGAUCUAAUGUAUCCAGCCAUGUAUGCCACAUUCUACAGUUGUACUUGA
Rotaria sp. Silwood2 is the source of this 585-nucleotide messenger RNA. The record is from the annotation of a GenBank genome assembly. NCBI's taxonomy places the organism in Eukaryota, Metazoa, Rotifera, Eurotatoria, Philodinida, Philodinidae.